UAGUCAACCUCAUGCACCUUGAGAUAGAUGAAUGUGAUAGUUUGACUUAUAUGUCAGUUGGAUUGGGGCAACUGACUAACCUUCAGACGUUAUCCGCAUUUUAUGUCCACUCGGGUUUUCCCUCCAGACAUAGUGAUAGUAGUGGUUUACAAGAAUUAGGCGGAUUAAAUAAGCUGAGAGGAGAGUUGGAGAUUAAAAAUCUGGGACAUGGGAAAGGUGUUACGUUAGAUUGUAAGGCUGCGAAUCUGAAGGAGAAACAACAUCUUCGUACUUUGACUAUACGGUGGAAAGAGGUUGGGUUAGAUGAUGCCAAUAAUUGGGAUGAAGCGUCAUUGGAAGGCUUCGAACCGCACCCAAAUCUGAAAGGGCUUUCCUUAUAUCACUAUCAGGGUUCAAGGCUUCCAAGUUGGCUCUUGUUACUCACAAAUCUUGUUUCAUUUGAAUUAACGUCUUCUCCGAAAUGCCAGUAUUUGCCAACGUUGAGUCAACUGCCUUCUCUCAAGUAUCUUAGUCUUGAUUCGUUGGAGGCUAUGGAGUACAUAUCAGAAGACGGUGAUAGCAAUGAGUUAUCUUCUUCUUCAAGGGUGCAAACACCAUUUUUCCCGUCUCUCGAGUUUAUUUGGCUCUAUAAAUGCCCUAAUCUCAAGGGGUGGAGGAGGAGGAGGAAGAUGGAUUCUUCUGUGGAGCUCAAUAGUGAUAGUGAUAAUUCCGUUGAAAUAACGGAGCAUCAUUUACUCCCUUCCUUUCCUCGUCUCUCAGAAUUAUCGAUCUGGUAUUGCCCUACGUUGACUUCCAUAGAGUGGAUCCACAACUGCAAAUCACUUCGACUGCUUGAAAUUCGUAAUUGCUUGAAUUUGGCGUCUCUUCCCGAAGGAAUGCAUAGGCUAACAUCUUUGCAGAAGCUAACAAUUAAGGAUUGUCCCAUCUUAUUGCAAAGAUACAAUAGAGACACAGGUAAGGAUUGGGCCAAGAUCGCUCACAUUCCAGAGUUACAUUUAUCGUAACUGCCUCAAGAGUGAGAAAAUUCAAGCACCCAUGCAUGCAUUUCGACUGAUUCGAUGCAGAAGCAGCAGAAUCCGUUCAAGGCACAGAAGAAACAGGGGACAAAGAUUCAGAGCUUAUAAAAAUUAAAUGAAGAAAAUGAAAAUUAUUAUAUCUGCCAGACUACCUCAACUGAGAAAAAAUUAAAACACCCAUGGAUCUUCGAUUUAUUCAGAAGUAGCAGAACCUAUUGAAGUACAGAAGAAACAGGGGAAAGGGAUUCAGAGCUUAUUAAAAAAAAUCUAGGGCACUACGUGAUUCUUCACAUAUUACGAGCAAUUAGUGGAAAUUGGCACUUGGUGAAAUUGGAGCAAAUAUUGUGCGGAAGAUUCAAUCUGGCAACAACACUCUGAGAAUUACCAUACUGCACGGGUAUUUUUGGCUUCUCAACUUUUUUGAUUCUUUAUAUGGAAGCAAGAUGGGAAUCAAAUGUUGAAACAUAGAAGAAUGUCUUUUGUCAAAGAAAGCUGGUUCUACAAGUAUGCAGCAACUAGCAAACAAUUGUAGAAACAUGUGAUUACUCAAUUGAGACGGCUCUUAAAGACUAAAAAGUUUAAAGCUGGCAUUUGGUAAUUCACUUUCCAAAUAAGAUGACAAGAGCCAGCAGUAUCAUAUGUUGGAACUGUGAAAUGGCCACCUCAACAAUUUCAAAGGGACUUGCAUUUUGGUCAAAGUGGAAAAUUAUGCUGUUUUGAUAUGCCUCUUUGAAGGCCAAGAAGGUGAAUUACGAGUUAUUCUUAUGAAGAGAUCCAUGAAAAUAGCCUCUCACCGAGGUAUAGAUUUGCACCAAAUUGAUGAUCCACGGUGGAUGUUGACAGUUUGAGUGAAGAAGAUUGAUGUGAGUUUAAUUCCAUGUGGCAAACGAGGGAUGUAGCAUUGCCAAGUGGGAAAAUGGAGGAAGGAGAUGUAGAUGACUCUGCUACUGCAUUGAGAGAAGCCAUGGAAGAGAUUGGCUUGGAGCCCAAUCUGGUUCAAGUGCUUGGUACUCCUGUACUAAUGGAGGUAAGGAAUACAAAGACAAAGCUUUGCUAGGAGGGUGAAGGAAGACUUGCAUGCACAUAUCUCAUACCAGCAGUAGCUUCCCCGCGGAUUAUGUGCCCAUUGUGUUCGACAACUUUUGUGCUAAUGUCGUGGUUGAUGGGUGUACUAGUAACCUUGGACUAUGGGACAUUGCUGGAUAUGAGGAUUAUAACUGGUUGAGGCCUUUGAGCUACAGAGGUGCAUAUGUUUUUUUUGUUGGCCUUCUCUCCUAUCAGCAAAGCCUGCUAUGAAAUGAAAAUAUCUCCAAGAAAUGAAUUCCUGAGUUGUGGCAUUACGCCCCAACUGUGCCAAUUGUGCUUGUAGGACCAAACUUGAUGUACGGGGAGACAAGCAGUAUUUGAUUGAUCAUCUUGGCACUACAUCAAUGAUCUUGCAGUUGGCUGUUGUUUGGAAAGAGGAUUGUCGACCAAAAUAGGGAGGAAAAUUCAUAUGUUAUUGGUUAAGUUGGUGUCACCGAGUCUCAUGCCGAAGCUUGGAAAAGCAGGUAGCUUGCAGAGUAGGCAGGCCAUUGUGCAUAGUCUUGUGCACACUGAGAGCUGGGCUAUUGACUUGUCUUGGGAUAUAAUAGCUCGCUUUGGUAAGCAAGCUGCAAUGCCAAGAGACUUCUUCACCGAUUUUGUUAAGGUGGCUCAGGAUGAGGGCCGACACUUCACUCUCCUUGCAGAACGGCUAGAGGAGUUGGAUUCUUUUUAUGGAGCAUUACUAGCUCACGACGGCCUCUGGGACUCUGCUACUGGCAUUGAAGAAAUGGAGCCAUAGUUACAAAUCAUGCAACUUGGUUCAGGAUUUUUGAGAUGAAUCGAUCCUAUCUACCAUUUGUGGAGAUGGCUCAUUUUCUUGAACUUCUCCAAAUAUUUAUCCUAUCACCGGGCUUGUACAUAGUGUGGGCUCAUUUAGUUUUAAUGCAACACUGGAGUGCACCCUUUCUCUAUGUUGUUCAAAUGUUUCAUCAGUGAAUGAUGUUUUAUAAAUCAUAACAAAUUGAGUUUGAACACAGGCAAGUGGAGUUGAUGUGCUGUCGACAACCAUUUCUCGGUUUCGCAAUGGGUGUGAUAAUGAGACAGCAGAUUUACUAGAGAGAGUGGUUUGCCCAGAAGGGAUUACCCAUUGUGCUGCUGGUGUUAAAUGGUUUAAGUAUCUUUGCCUGAGGGCUGAAAAUCCUACUUGGGAUCAGGGCAGCAUGGCAUCUCCAGGUGGGUUAGGAGAAAGUGAAAAAACGCUAGAGGAAAAUGAAGCAAUUCAGAAGUUUCACUCGAUAGUGAGGACAUACUUCAGGGGACCAUUGAAACCACCUUUCAAUGAGGAAGCAAGAAAAGCUGCUGGGUUUGGCCCUCAGUGGUAUGAACCACUUACUGUCAAAGAGGUUAGCUCUAGAAUGGAAACAGUAUUGUAAUUAGCAAAAAUAUUCUGAUAAAGCUUGUUCAGGACACUGGAAUCGCAUCUUAUAUUUCUCUUGAAUUUUUAAGAGGCAAAUGCGUUUUUCCUUCUUCUUCUUUUUUCCCUUUAUUUUAGAUUAGGCUGCCCACAAUGGGGUCAUAGAUUUAAUCCUAAGAAGCUGUUUUUGAAUGCAUAGAAUAGUGCCUUUGAAUCUGGGUUGUUUUGAUACAAUGUACGGUUUUAGGAAACGUUCUGUUUUUCUUGUUUAGUUUCUUAUUUGCUUA
Alnus glutinosa is the source of this 3743-nucleotide messenger RNA. RefSeq names its product putative disease resistance protein RGA1. Bases 12 to 1004 code for a protein of 330 amino acids. The transcript is spliced from 16 exons. Lineage: Eukaryota; Viridiplantae; Streptophyta; Magnoliopsida; Fagales; Betulaceae. The record is from RefSeq and is a predicted model, not a curated record.